Abrus precatorius (Indian licorice) is the source of this 2463-nucleotide messenger RNA. RefSeq names its product casein kinase 1-like protein 2. NCBI's taxonomy places the organism in Eukaryota, Viridiplantae, Streptophyta, Magnoliopsida, Fabales, Fabaceae. The transcript has 14 exons. The record is from RefSeq and is a predicted model, not a curated record. Gene Ontology annotation, cellular component: nucleus; cytoplasm. Gene Ontology annotation, biological process: peptidyl-serine phosphorylation; signal transduction; endocytosis. The coding region runs from base 455 to 1876 and encodes 473 amino acids. Gene Ontology annotation, molecular function: ATP binding; protein serine/threonine kinase activity.
CUGCUGUUACUUUUGUAAAACAGUAAAAGUAAUCAAUAAAAAAAUCUUGAAUACGAGAAGUUUGCGCUUGUUAAAAAAUCUUUAAUUUACUUAAAUCACGAGAAAAAGGAAGCAUGAGCAGAUAAAUAAUAUAUUCCUAAAAUCCAAAACAACGUCGUUUCAACUUUCAAAGUAAAACAAAAAGCUGGUAGGUUGAUGAACGAUAGCGCGAGGAGGGUGAGCGUGUGACAACGAUCAUUCUCAGUUCUCCCACACACUCUCUCUCUCCUUUCUUCGUCGACUCCGUUUUCUUUAUCCCUUUUCAUAUUUUCCAAUUUUGUCCUCUGUUUUUUCUCCAUUUCUCAAUUUUGUCCUCUCCUUCUACGAUGACCUACUUGAAGUCGUAGCUCAAGUUCGUGUUCGAUUUUCCAAUUCCCAAUUUCAAUUGCCUAAACCUUGUAAAGGUUUUGGUUGAAUGGAAGCUCGAGUUGGGAACAAGUUCCGUCUCGGUCGGAAGAUUGGUAGCGGAUCUUUCGGAGAGAUCUAUCUCGGAACUAAUAUUCAGACUAAUGAAGAGGUUGCGAUUAAGCUUGAAAGUAUCAAAACCAAGCACCCUCAAUUGUUGUAUGAAUCAAAGCUGUAUAAAAUACUGCAAGGAGGAAAUGGGAUCCCAAAUGUGAAAUGGUAUGGUGUUGAAGGAGAAUACAAUGUCCUCGUGAUGGAUUUACUUGGUCCUAGUCUUGAGGAUUUAUUCAAUUUCUGUAGUCGGAAAUUAUCUCUCAAAACUGUUCUCAUGCUUGCUGAUCAGAUGAUAAAUCGAGUUGAAUUUGUUCAUUCGAAAUCAUUUUUACAUCGGGACAUCAAGCCAGACAACUUUCUCAUGGGUUUAGGGAGGCGUGCAAAUCAAGUGUAUAUCAUUGACUUUGGUCUUGCUAAGAAAUACAGAGACACCACUACACAUCAGCAUAUUCCUUACCGAGAGAAUAAGAAUUUGACUGGAACUGCUAGGUAUGCCAGUAUGAAUACUCAUCUUGGAAUUGAGCAAAGCCGGAGGGAUGAUUUGGAGUCACUUGGAUAUGUUCUUAUGUAUUUCUUAAGAGGAAGUCUGCCUUGGCAGGGAUUGAAAGCAGGUACUAAGAAGCAGAAGUAUGAAAAGAUCAGUGAGAAGAAAGUUUCUACUUCUAUUGAGUCUCUCUGUCGUGGCUAUCCUUCAGAAUUUGCAUCAUACUUCCAUUACUGCCGAUCACUGAGGUUUGACGAUAAACCAGAUUAUGCAUAUUUGAAAAGACUUUUACGUGACCUUUUCAUUCGUGAAGGAUUCCAGUUUGAUUAUGUCUUUGAUUGGACUAUUUUGAAAUAUCAGCAAUCUCAAAUUUCCACUCCUGCUGCCCGUGCUAUUGGUCCUGCUGCUGGACCAAGUUCUGGUAUGCCACCACCUGCUGCAAAUGUUGAUGGACAGUUAGGUGGAGAUGAUGGUAGGCAUAAUAAUUGGUCUUCAUCAGAUCCUACUCGUAGGAGAAACUCUGGACCUAUUGCUAAUGAUGGAGUGUUAUCUAGGCAAAAAGCCCCUGUUACAAACGACGCAACUGGAUCUAAAGAUGUUAUGCUGUCAGGUUCUCAUUUCUUCCGGUCCAGUGGAUCUGCCAGGCAAGGUGCUGUCUCAGGCAGCCGGGAUGUAGUUAUUGGCGGUGAGUCUGAGUCCUCUCGUCCUCUGACCCUGGAUUCAAGUCAGGCAGCACUUCGUAAAACCUCUGGUCCUCAGAGAAGUUCAGCUAUCCUAUCAUCUGAACACAACCGAGCACCCUCUGGCAGAAACACAUCAAACAUAAAGAAUUUGGACUCAACUCUUAGAGGUAUGGAGAGCCUGCAUUUCAACGACGAGAGGGUACAAUAUUAGCAGCUACCACUCUCGAUCAUCUUUCUUUGUAAAUUCUGAAAGGCAUAUACUCUUUUUUCAAGAACUAAGGAAUGGAAUGUUGUCUAUGCAUUGUGUUGAAGUCAAACUGCGAACAAGUUGGGAAUCGUCCCCAUAGGUAUACAAUAAAGAUAUGUCUAGAUAGCUUCCUCCUUAACUAAAAUGCCCUCGCAAAAGGCUUCUGUUCAUACAGUGUGUUAUACAGACAUGUUCUGCACUUCUGCUUCACCUUUACUAUCAUUUUCUCAUGUCGUUCAUUAGCCAUUUUUCUUCCUUUUAAAGCAUUACAUAUCAUUGUAAAUCUAUUAGUAGGGGAAUUAUCAGAUUUUGUGAGCAAGACGUGAACCUGAGUUGUGUCGUUUUAAUAACAAUCGAAGUUUUCUUGCAUGACAAUAGAGGGGAAUUCCAUGUUAUUGCUUUGGCUUUUAAUUGCUUUUAUCCUAACGUGAUAUUGUCCCACAGAAAAAGUAGAAAAGAAAGAAAAAUACCUUCACUAAGAGGCACCUAAAUUGGGUGCAAAUAAAAGACAUCAAAAUAUGCUGUACAAUUAGUGAAGUUUUAUCAAAGAU